Dermacentor andersoni is the source of this 4188-nucleotide messenger RNA. RefSeq names its product N-alpha-acetyltransferase 40 (gene Naa40). The record is from RefSeq and is a predicted model, not a curated record. Gene Ontology annotation, molecular function: protein N-terminal-serine acetyltransferase activity; histone H4 acetyltransferase activity; histone H2A acetyltransferase activity. Lineage: Eukaryota; Metazoa; Arthropoda; Arachnida; Ixodida; Ixodidae. Gene Ontology annotation, cellular component: nucleus.
CUUAUUUUGUAGCAUUGCUCUCGCGAACGACUUUCACUUGCGGCUGGGCUGCCAAUAGCUUAGCGCUCUUGGGUAAUGAGAGACGCCCCGUUAUUUCUACAACCCGCCAAUGUUUACUCCCGGCGACUGCUCGUUUGCGUUCAAGGACGUUAUUGUUUGCUUUGCUGUUAGCUGGUUGUCUGUCAACGUGAAACGUUGCCCUUUAAGAGCCGAGUGACGCGAAGUUUUAUAUUUUCAUUCACAACGACUUUGUCGUCUGGCAUUGUGUUCGCUGCCCAGAGUUUCCUUGUUUAUUUCCACUGGUACUGACGUCUUUUGAAGUUGAGCAACGUAGUUAUCUGACGGGUUUUAUGCGCUUAAAUCAAAUAAACGAUCGAGUGGCAGGAUAAGACUCACGCUAAGUUUGCAACUGCGGAAUGCAUGUUUACUUGCCAGCCCCGUUAAACGGGACACAUCACGAUAGAAAAUGUUUUUGCCGCCUUGGUGUGUGGUCCACGUACGCUCAUUGGCUUGUUUCGCCAAACGUGAAAUCCGCUGUUAGCGUAAAAGUUUACGUGAGAUGUAGUCCAUAUUUACGAUAGUUCCGCAGCGCAGACCAGCGCCUCCUUUACUGACGUAAACAUUACGCGGCAAUGCCAUUCAUCGUCACUGAGCUCGUUGGACAGCAUUUAGGACCCAGCACUGAGGUGGGAGUCGCCAUGGUUCGCAGCCGCAAAUCCACCAAGCAGGUCAACAUAGGGCCGCUCCUUGUGCGAACGGCCAACGAGUCACCUGACCCGCUGCAAGCGGCAAUUGCCGAGCCAGCCGUGUACACCAGGGAUGACCUCAGGGUACGAGUGAGCUGCGUCCGUGCCACAGCAGCCCCCAAUGACCUUCGUGAGUGGGCCUUUGACCUGGUGUCGCGCAACAUGCGUGACCUCUACGAGGCCAGCCAGUGGGGCUGGAGCGAGAAUGCCAAGCGCAAGGAGCUGGGCCACCGAGACGCCUGGUACCUGGUGGCACGCCUAGAGGAGGACGACUCGCCGGUCGGGUUCAUCCACUUCCGUUUUGACAUGGAUGGUGGCAUGUCGGUGCUCUACUGCUACGAACUGCAACUGGAGUCGCAGGUACAGCGGCGGGGCCUGGGCUCACACCUGAUGCGCCAGCUGGACCAUCUGGCGGCCCACUUCCGCAUGUGCAAGACCGUGCUCACCGUCUUCAAGAACAACACGGGGGCGCUGGCCUUCUACCAGAAAGCCCUCGGCUAUCGCACCGACGAGACCAAUCCGUCGGGGGACGCAGCCGACUACGUCAUCCUCAGUCGCCGCACUGGGGUUCCCGCCAAGCGCUGACAGAUGUCGCAUGUCCAUCACGAUCAUCCUUGUGCGCCUAUCGGUUUUUACGGUGCAGGCUUCGGCUGGAGAGCACUUGGUUAGGACUGCUAGCCCUGUGCUAGAAGAUGCUCGGUUGUUAUGUGGACAAGAUCCUGCCUGUUGGAGAGCCCGAUCACCUGUCGCCCUAAAUCAUCACAACAUUCCUGCCAUUGUUCAAUGCAAUUACAUGAUACCUUCAUCAUCUUGCACCUUUUACACGGAGCUCAAGCACGGAAAAAGUGGCGGAGUGACCGUCUGGCUCAUUGAGACUUUCUCAUCAUUCGUUGUGUUUCCCAGUGAUUGUGCAUAAGUGCAACAAGUCGUGUCUUUACUGGCUGUACCAAUGCUCUGAAAGACGCAUCUUCCAGUUAUGGAUUUGAAGCAGGCUGUGACCCAAGCUGUCUGUGUACGACUCCUAUGCUCAUUGAGCUCACUGUAACUUCUCACUUCUGCAUGUGCACAUCACCGUUCAAAGAAAAGUGUGUGACAUUGUGCAUGUUUCAUGAGGAAGCACUUGGCUACAGCUGCAGUGGGUGUGGCCUGCUGGCUAAUGGAUUUUAUUGUGUCAUUAGCGGAAACUUCUGACUUUCACUAUUCAUUACAGCCAGCUUUCUUUGCGUGCGGCUCUCAAGUGUUGAUCUUUGAAGCCUGCGAGUUGCCCGUGAAGGCAAUCCUAAAGAUUCCAAAGCCCUUGCCUUUUAUAUAGGCCACUGCAACAGUGUGUACAGGUAAUGUCCAUUUUGCAUUGUACCUGUCCUGUCUGCACGUCCAGAGACGACUUUUCAGAAGAUUCCUACAGACAGGGUAAUAGUGGUAAUGAGGUCAGAAUUUUGCAGAUUCAAGGGAGUCCAUAUAUUGUUUGAAAAAUAUUGAUGAAAAGUGGUUUGAUGUCCCAGAGCAAUGCAGGGGGCUACGAAAGACGCUCUUGUGAAGGGCUCCAGGGUAAUAAGGGCUGUGUGAAACACUAGAAAUACAUUUCUGCACACUACUGGGCCGCCCUACACAAGGUGGCCAACCUCCUGCUUCUUGGCACCAUUGAGCUGACGGCAGGCUUUGCAAACGAGAAUGUAGUAGUAAAGAAGAGAUGGUGGUGAGGAUAGCGACACCAACUUGCGUGGUCCUGAAUUAUUUCCAGUCCUAGGGCUAUGUCUAACAUCAUGUGGGGCUCUAAAGAGAGAUUUGAUUUCAGCUGUAUUUGGAGGUAACCCUUUUACAGUUCCAGAGCAGUCACUCUCACCAUAUGAGGAGACGCUUGGUAAGCCAGAAAAGGUGCAAGAAAGGAAAGACUGGUGAUGCCUUGCAGAAACUCACCAUGACAUCAUGCAUUUUGACAGUAUCUGCUAGGAUGUAGCUAAUUGUUUGUUGGCAAAAAUACACUGCAUUCUGCCCUACAGUAGCGGGGGAUUAAAUGUGGCAAGUUUCAGAAACUUUUACUAGGCCAAUGCGGCCCAAAUACGAAGAAACGCUUUGCGAACCGUGGCAGCAUGCUGGCAUGACGGCGCUGGGAUUUUGGCACGAAAGUCAGACAGUAGAACUUUGGCCUUAAUUUUCUUUUCUAAUAACCAACCUGUUACAGCAAAAUUAACGAAAAUGCAGUUUUAAAAGAAUGCAUCAUUGUUUGUUUAAACUGAUUUAGGGUUUCUCUUUAGGUGUAAUCAAAGCAGGGUGCACACGAGUGCCUUUGCAUUCCACCCGCAACGUGGCCAUUGUGGCUAGGAAUUAAAACCACGAGCUUGUGGUCAGCAGCAAAAGCCAAACUCUCCAAGCCAUUGUGGCAGGUCAAAGAGAUAGUAGGUGCUUGGGUGUGCAAUAGGUACAUAGUAUGCGAAUGUACGAAUAGGACAGAAUAAGCUCUAGCUGCUCGUGCAGUAUUUGAUGUGUGCUGCCUCAAAGGUCUGCAAGGAUUCUAAUGGCCAGUCAACAGGGUCGUAAAACCUUAACACGAAGCAAUGAUUCUUCUCCUGAUGCUCGGCACGUUUGAAGUACUAAUUCAGCUUUGCAAUGUAGUGCUGGAUGCAUGAAUUAAUUGGUGAAUCUUAAUGGAACAGUGAUGCAAAGUGCUGUGGAUGGCUAUUUUGUGCAUGCUACUACACUUGCAGAUGACUUUUCCUUGCUAUGAAUGCAAAGAUAUGGGGCCAUAGCCGUGCAUGUAGUAAUGCACUACUCAUUUCACGUGAGCUUGGCAGUAGUUUUGGUUUCUUUGAAGUUACUACAGUUGACCGUGACUCUCGCACUUGACCCUUUAAAGACAGAAGACUAGCUGAACUCGUUAAGCACGUACCUGAAACAGCUUGUCCAGUGUUUUUUUUGUCGUUUUUUCAAGCAGGCCUGAAGAUGAUUUGAGCUCGUGUUGCUUUGCUAUUCUUCCAGAUAGCGUGUGUUUAUUUUGGGAUUGUUGUAAAUAACAUCAGAUUGCACAAGGAGCUGCGGAAGAGCGAAUCUAGGAGCUUAAACUCACUUGUGUGCAGUCGAGCCCACUUUUGUUACGGUGUAAAAAAAAAUUUUUUUUCCUACGAAACUUUAUCUUUCUGACAAAUGUUUUGCAUGGUCUUUCGUUACAUGAUCAUCAGAAUUCCUUGCGUGAAAAAUUGGGAGCAUAGACUCAAUUUGAGUGCAGUGAAGCUACCUUUGUUAGUGUAAAAAAUUGUUCGUCCUAGUAAAAUUCACCUUUGUGACAAAACAUUUUCGCGUGGAAGACCAUGCAAAACCAUGCGAUUUUGCUUUGUACGAUCCUAAGAAUCGUUAGCGUGCAGAAAGAAUUGAGUCUUUUUGGCAAGUUCUUUUCAUUUUCUUCACGAUUCUUCAACAGGGUUCGUUAACUUGAAAAAAUGAAAAA